UAGCCAUCUCAUCCAUCUAUACUCUUUCUCUUCCCUUUGCUUCGCCAGCUUGAUUCUGCAUGCUACCCUGAAGGGCGAAAUCGAUAACAAGAAGGAAAAGAAAACAAUGGAGGAAAUGGUAGCAUCUGCAGUUGUGGAGGAGGCUGUGAGCGGAGCCUUCUCCUUCAUUUUCAGCAGUCGCGAGGAGAAGGUGUCCAAGGAGCAUCUCAUGGAGAGGCUGCAGAUGGCUCACAUAAAUCUCGAUUCGGCACUCACGUUCACGAGGACUAGGAGGAUGCCCAUCACCACCAUGCCGUUGGUUCGGAAAAAGAAGUGCUUGUUGGAUGUCUUCAGUGAGUGCGAUGAUCUACUCGGCAGGGUGAUUGAUCAUCAGCAAGUGGUACCCUCUUUACGCAGAAAGAUUAUGCAUGCUGUGCUGCCUUUUUUCAUUGUCCCAAAUCAAGAUGUGCUGAGUAGUUCUGCUGUUGCAAGAUUUGAGUGGUUUGUGAAGGAAGCAAGGAAGUUUGUCAAGGACAUGGAGUCCGGAUGUUCACCUUCUCGCGACAGAUUUCACAAUCCUCUCACCAGGCAUCUUCAUGAAGGCAAGAAUCUCUACUAUCAAAUGGUGCGAGGAAGCCAAGACUGUUAUCUUCGGAUAUAUACAGCUUCCGUGGAAGAGUAUGGUAGAGUCGCAUGUCUAUCAUUUCAAUACGGAGACCUCAAGGCGCCACUUAAAAGUUUUUGGCUACUGUUGAUUCUGAGACUAUAUGAAAGCACCGACAUAGUUGGAGUUGCCGUGAAAUGUUUGCAGUCACUUGGAUCUCCAUUCAAGUCUUUGGCUGAUGUUGCAACGGGAGAACUCACUCAGGUACUUACACAGGACGUUUCAGAUUUCCAAGUUUCAGUACUGUCGAAACGGAUAUUUGACUUGUCUACAUCUUGGAGUCCAGACCCAUUUUGUUGCAUAUCAAAUGGGCGCAAAAAGCCUUGCGCUAAUGAUAUCAUCUCAUCCGAGCUAACAGGCAGAUUUCCACAAGAAGUUAUGUUAGUUACUUUUCACUAUCCUUAUUCAGCUUAUGACUGCUACAUGCAGAGCUCAACUGAUGAAGCGUGUAUAAACACCAUAAAAGCCUGGCCACAUCUAAAGAUGUCAGUUUCCUUCUUACCCCAUAUGCCACACAAACUCCAGGGAGGGGAUGGCUGGUUCGACCAGGUAUUCCUUUUGUUUAUCACAAUGUUGCUAAGGCAAGGGUUUUUAACCUCCUUUUCGGAAAUAAGGAAAAACAGCUUGCACUACACAGAGGAGUUGAUACAAACAGAGGCAAUCCAUUAUUUCAUUAGUCACCCUGAGCUGACGGAAUACGUUAUGCCUUGGCGCUCGGCACAUGGUUUUGCACUCUUCACAGUUUCGAAGCCGAUCUCCAAAACUAGGAGAGUGUCAAAGAGAAGACGUUAG
Messenger RNA from Triticum dicoccoides, 1435 nucleotides. RefSeq lists its product as uncharacterized. Lineage: Eukaryota; Viridiplantae; Streptophyta; Magnoliopsida; Poales; Poaceae. The record is from RefSeq and is a predicted model, not a curated record. Bases 107 to 1435 code for a protein of 442 amino acids. The transcript is spliced from 2 exons.